AGGUAAGAAAAUACAGAAAGAGAAAAGGGAAAAGACAUCAAAGGAUAAUCUGAUCCCAUCAAUGUGAGUCCUGGUCUUUAACUCUAUCUUCCUCCGUUGAACGUGGGAGAAUAACACAGAGAGUUAGAGACUAAAGCAGCAGCAUCAAUGGCUACCAUGUUUCUUCCUUCAACUCCACCCAUUUUCAACUCUCCGUCCCAUUCAUCCCCUAACUUCCAAUUCUUCAGAUAUCAGAUAAGUUCACCUGUUUUCCAUACGAAAUGCAAAUCAAAAGGCAAAGUAUUUGCAUUUUCUUCAAAACCUUUCUCAGAGUUUGGGCUUUGUAAGAGGGAUUUCUUGGUCUUUGGCUUAUCUAAUUCUCUCACCCUAAUUUUCCCUACCUCUGCCUCUGCUAAUAUUGCAGGACAUGGUGCUGAGGAAGUGAAAAUGAUUGAUUUUGUUGAUGAUAUAAAUGCUUAUACUUACUCAUAUCCCUUGGAGCUUCCCUCUAGAAAGCGUAGCUUUAAAUGGGUGGAAUCCAGAAAGCCAGAAAGAUAUUCAUCAGCUGCCCCGCUUUCUCCUAAUGCACGACUGCGUAUAGUCUCUGAGCGUGUUGACUUUAUCAACAACCUCAUCAUUUCUGUUACGAUAGGCCCUCCGAAUCCGGAGUUCUUGAAAUCCAAAGAUACAAGUACUUGGACCGCUAAAGAUGUUGCUGAUUCAGUCUUGUCCGACAAAUCUGCAUUGCGAGUGACUUCAACCCAAAAGUUGGCUGAGAGCUCCAUACUUGACACGCAUUUAAGUGAAAUUGAUGGUAAACGAUAUUGGUUCUAUGAAUAUUUAGUACGCAAAUCACCAACAAAAACUGCACAAGGGUCAAACAACUAUAGACAAUAUAUUGCUUCAACUGCUGAGCGUGAUGUAAUUGCAGGAUAUUUAUAUACGGUGAACGCUUCAACUUUAAGCAAACAAUGGAAAACUAUGGGACCUUUUUUAGAGAGAACAGUCAACUCUUUUCGGCUUCUUCCCCCAACCGAUGAUUACGUCCCUCCAUACAAGGAUCCUUGGAGAUUUUGGUGAUUGCGAUCUUUGAUUGGCUCUAGUUUUCCAGAAGAAAAUUUGAGGCAGAGACGUAUUGAUUUAUUGAUGUUGCUUUGGGCUCGAGACAUUACAUUCGAAUAUUCGUUCACAUGUAGAGUCUUCUUGUGUUUGUGUAUGUAGCUUGGGAAGAAGUAAUUUUUGUUGUAGUGAAAGAAUUUCCGAAGACUAGUUCAAUGUUCUCAUUUACUCAAUUAUAAAUAAAGGAAAUAUAGAUUGAAUUUUUUGAUUGUUAUGCUC
Molecule: messenger RNA, 1317 nt
Organism: Amaranthus tricolor (Joseph's coat)
Lineage: Eukaryota; Viridiplantae; Streptophyta; Magnoliopsida; Caryophyllales; Amaranthaceae
Product: psbP domain-containing protein 5, chloroplastic
Exons: 11
Coding region: 148-1059 (303 amino acids)
Source: RefSeq, a predicted model, not a curated record